AUGGAAGAAGAGAGGAAACCCUCGCAGCAGUACGGCUCUCUGGAGGACACGCAGGUGGAGGGAGAGAUGGAGAGAUCAGAAGAGGAUGUCGUGUCCAUGGCCGACUCCACGAUUACCGUCGAGGACAUCGAAGGAGAGCUGAACAAAAUCGAGCGGAUACGAGACAUCCUGGUCCGGAGAGAGUCCGAGCUCAGAUACAUGAUGGAUGACAUUCAGCUCUGCAAGGAAAUCACCAGACUGAAGACGGAGCUGCAGAAGCUGGUCUCAGCUCCAGACAAGAAGAAGUCCAAAGAGGACAGAGAGAGGGAGGACGAGCUGCUGCAGCAGAUCAACAAGCUGGUGGAGACCCGGGACUUCCUGGUGGAUGACGUGGAGUUUGAGAGGCUGAGGUGA
Molecule: messenger RNA, 393 nt
Organism: Notolabrus celidotus (New Zealand spotty)
Lineage: Eukaryota; Metazoa; Chordata; Actinopteri; Labriformes; Labridae
Exons: 4
Coding region: 1-393 (130 amino acids)
Source: RefSeq, a predicted model, not a curated record